Vespa velutina is the source of this 1072-nucleotide messenger RNA. Its product is annotated as transmembrane protein 70 homolog, mitochondrial. The record is from RefSeq and is a predicted model, not a curated record. Gene Ontology annotation, biological process: mitochondrial proton-transporting ATP synthase complex assembly. The transcript is spliced from 3 exons. NCBI's taxonomy places the organism in Eukaryota, Metazoa, Arthropoda, Insecta, Hymenoptera, Vespidae. Gene Ontology annotation, cellular component: mitochondrial membrane. The coding region runs from base 384 to 1058 and encodes 224 amino acids.
ACGAUUCAAAAAUGAAAAAUUUUUUUAGUAUUUAUGCAUAUAUUUAAUUCGCACACAUCAUACACAUACACACGUACACACACGAUACGUAAAGGUUAUAAUAAAAUUUGUGGUUCAGGUUUUCUUUCACCAGAUGGCAAGCCGAUGAAAUACAUGAAGUACAUACGCGAAUAGUACUGCCGCUAUAAAAAAAAAAAAAAAAAAAAUCUUAUAAAAUGUUCGACUAUUUGCAUGUGCAAUUAUUCAAAGAAAAUAAGUAGACAUUUUAAUUGUUAUUGUUAUUAAAAACAAGUGGUGCAUUUUAUAUUUGAAUGUUAAGCGUCUGAGCUUAUUGUUUUACUUAGAAAAUAAAAUUUGGCUUAUAAUAUAAAUUAUUUAAAAAAAUGUCCUUGAUACUACGAGCUAAUUUACGACAAAAGUGUGAAAUUUAUUUUAAAAAUACUAAGAACUUGAGUUGCAGUUAUCUCCGUAUGAACUGUUAUAGUAAUGAUGUUAAGAGAGCUGUUCACAACAAUCAAGAAUAUUCUCAAGGAAAAUCUUUAGAAAUCUAUGAUGGGAUUUUGAAGAGAUACAUUCGUAAUCUGAAGAUAUUUUCUUUAUCAUCAUCGGCGUUUGCAAUUGCGAUACAACCUUAUUUUAUUAUGCAGUCUAUUGCAAUGGACAGUACAAUGGGUAUCGCAGGAUCCAUCAUAUUAGGAGUCCUCUCAAUUACUAUGACUUUACUUUUACACAUACUAACAAAGAGAUAUGUGACAUUUAUUUAUUAUGAUUCUGAAAGAGAUAAAUACCUUGCUACAACCUACAGCUUAUUUCUUCUUGAGAACAAAAUUGAAUUUACACCAGAUGAUGUCGUAAUACCAGAGAUUAGUGGUAUAUUUACAACAUGCCUUAUUAAAGGCAAGCCUUUACUAUUUGAUGAAAAUAAUUUUAAUGAUUUCAAUCAUUAUCAAAAAAUAAUGGGAUUUGAUAAACCAAUAGAUUACAAAUUGGGUAAUCCUAAUUUAAAUAAUGUAACUACUGAAGAAAAUUUCUCUGAUAAGACUGAAAAUAAAAGAUAAACAUUAUAAUUUAA